AUGGAUGAUAUUGAAACCAGCUAUUCCCAUUCAAAGUCACCACCAUCUUUUUUCAGAAUCUUAAGAAGGGGUCAACCCGAAGAGAAUUUUGAGGAAACUGCUCCUUUAACGUCUGAAGUUGCUCUUAGUCAUGAAGGGGAUUAUAACAGACGUCUUUGGCAAUGUGUACUAAAAAGAUUUAAGGAUUGAAAAAUUUCUUGAUUUUGAUAUCCAAUACAUAUUUAAAACUUUGUUUUUUUCCUUUCAUAAUAUAUAUUAUAUGGAGAUACUCGGACAACUAUUGGGAGAGCGACUAUGAGGGUUUUGCAUACUUGACUAUUAUUCCUUGCUCAAUUUUUGCUCUUGCCUGCUUAAUUGCCAUUCGUCAUUACUUUAACCCAUUGUUAUUGAAUUUCAAGUAGAUUCGAUUCCUUUGAAUGCUUUUGAAUCAUAAUUAUUUCUUUUCAUGAACGGAAGAUUUGUCAAGAAAAAGGUGACACAACGAAAAAGUAACUUUACCAAUGUUUCAAGCAUGGUGCCAAUCAAAAAAUUGGUUCUUCCAAGAAUCAGAGUUUUUCUAAGGAUGCCUCCUUAGAGUUUCCUUCCAGGAAUUAGAUGUUUACAAGAAGAGGUUCUACUGAAAUUGGCGCAAGCUUUAUCUGAAAAGUCAAGCGCCAUGCCUACUGAACAUGAAUGAUUAUGAAAAUACAGGAGCUUCUUGUUUAAACUAUAAACAGAAGCAUUCACCACCCUUGUAAAUGGACGAUUUAACAAGACCCAUCCUUUUAUGAAACCGGCAACUUGGGACGACUUAUUACUUUGAUAUAUUUUAAUUAACAAUUGGUUUGUCUUAUAAUCUAGUGUUUCUUAUUGGAAAUUGCCAGAGUAAAGAAAGAAAAAUCUGACGGAAUUCUGUACCGGAUAAAGCUACAAGUCUUGGUUACACAUGAUAACUUAAACCUGAAAUUAUUCCUUUUGUUUUUACAUGUUUUAUAAAAUAUUGGCAAGUAAACUCGUUCCGCAGGAAGCCGAUGAAGCCGAUAACUACUGAAUGUUCAGCUCUACUUUCAAUCAAGAAUGUCUGAGUAUUUUUUGAACCAAAUAACCAAGAUGCACUGUCAGCAUGUACAUUAUAAUUACCAGAUAAAAAUUUACAGCGAUUUCAACCUUACUGAUCCUGUUUUUUGCCCGUUACGGCUAGGUCAAAGCGAUAAUCCUUAGUGCAUCUGUUCCGCUUGGACCAAUUCUUCUUUCCAAUAAUCAUAUCCGAAUUUCCUUUAUCUCUUUGGGUUUUUCUUUUUCCAGUAUGUCUGUCUUUGUAUCUAAACUUAUAUUUUUUAUAGAGCUCUUUACAUGUAAACUAAGUUUGAUUAAAUGAUUUUUUAUGAAAAGAAAAGCAACGUAUCACUAAAAAAUGGCGAUACAUAUCAAAUACUGCAUCUUACUAUUAAUACUUUAAAUUGUUGCAUAUGAACUACAAUUGAACUGGAAGAAGGUAAUAGCAUCUAUGCUUUUCUUCUGUUAUUACUAGUAAAGCCUCAUGUCCGAUUACGUUUUGCAAUGAGAAAUAUGUAGUUUGGAAUUUCAUUUGGGUCCAUACAGCGCUAUUAAUUCAACUUGGGAAUAGUAGACAAAUCAAGUGUAAAAGCAAUGAAGCAAGUAAUCAAGCAUUUCUUCUUCGUCUAACUUCAUUUGUUGAGCUAUCAGAAAGCAUAAAUGACUUUUGGUGCAACUUAAUACUCCAGUACCAUUUUUCAAAAAUCUAUUGUACUGCAUUACCAAAAACCCAUCCGAUAGCUUAUAGAGUACUUGGCUUUGCUAUAUCUUUUACGAAACUCUACGAAUUGAACCUUAUGCUACGCACCAG
This is a messenger RNA of Schizosaccharomyces cryophilus OY26, 1846 nucleotides long. RefSeq lists its product as uncharacterized. The transcript is spliced from 2 exons. Bases 1 to 189 code for a protein of 62 amino acids. NCBI's taxonomy places the organism in Eukaryota, Fungi, Ascomycota, Schizosaccharomycetes, Schizosaccharomycetales, Schizosaccharomycetaceae. The record is from RefSeq and is a predicted model, not a curated record.